Thunnus maccoyii (southern bluefin tuna) is the source of this 2001-nucleotide messenger RNA. It is a transcript of the gene serpine2, whose product is annotated as serpin peptidase inhibitor, clade E (nexin, plasminogen activator inhibitor type 1), member 2. NCBI's taxonomy places the organism in Eukaryota, Metazoa, Chordata, Actinopteri, Scombriformes, Scombridae. Gene Ontology annotation, biological process: negative regulation of plasminogen activation; negative regulation of endopeptidase activity. Gene Ontology annotation, molecular function: serine-type endopeptidase inhibitor activity. The coding region runs from base 254 to 1447 and encodes 397 amino acids. The transcript is spliced from 9 exons. The record is from RefSeq and is a predicted model, not a curated record.
ACUAACGGAUACACACUUCAUGUUGCCGUUUGGUUAGAAGGCGGAGUUCAGUCCAUUAAAGUCCUCAUUGAAACCUCACUUGAGUCAGUAGUAGCUCUCGCUUUCACUGGAAUAAAGAGGGUAUUUUUUUACACUUUCUUCAGAGUACAAGCCAGAGUUUUUCGUUUGGACUUCAGUGGAAAGCGGACUGUUUUUCACCUGCGCUAAAAGACGAACUAACGUCUUGACGUGAUAGGUGCUGUAGAAAUCAAAAAUGAAGCACCUGUCAUUAUUGUGCCUGUGUGCGCUGGUGACCUUGUAUAGCCAUAAGGGUGUGUUGUCCCAGACUCCCUCCUACGGUGAGCGGGGCUCAGAUUUUGGCAUACAGGUGUUUCAGCAAGUAGUGCGCUCCAAGCCCCUGGAAAAUGUGGUCUUUUCACCCCAUGGAGUGGCUUCCAUCCUUGGCAUGCUGCUACCAGGAGCACACGGGGAAACCCGGAAACAGGUCCUCAAUGCACUCCGUUACAAGAAAAAUGGCCCUUACAAGAUGCUGAGGAAGCUGCACAAGACCUUGACAGCAAAGUCCAACCAGGAUCUUGUUUUAAUUGCCAAUGCCAUGUUCAGCCAGAAGGGUUUCCCCAUGGAGGAAGCCUUUGUAACCACCAACAAAGCCAACUUCCAAUGUGAGAGCAGGAGCCUGGACUUCAACAACCCCCAAGGGGCAGCAGAUGAAAUCAAUGCAUGGGUCAACAAUAAGACCAAAGGUCACAUCCCCAGCCUGAUCAAAGCAAACAUGCUGGACUCGGGUCCAACCCUUCUGGUCACUGUCAACUCAAUCUACUUCAAAGGCUUAUGGAAGUCCCGCUUCCAGCCCGAGAACACCAAGAUGAGGCCCUUCAACGGUGGCAACGGGAAUGUUUAUAAGGUCCCAACGAUGUCCCAGCUAUCUGUCUUCAACAUCGGCAUGGCCACCACGCCUCAGGGACUGAAAUAUAAGGUCAUCGAGUUGCCCUAUCACGGCAACACCAUCAGCAUGCUGAUUGUCCUGCCCACUGAUGAGGACACACCUCUGUCCAGUGUGAUCCCACACAUCAGCACAGCCACGGUGCAGAGUUGGACCAAACUGAUGCACAUGAGGAAAAUCCGCCUGCUCAUCCCCAAGUUUACCGCCGAUGCAGAGAUAGAUUUGAAAACUUCCUUUGAAGCACUGGGAAUAACGGACAUGUUCAAUAAGGGGAAAGCUGACUUCAGACACCUGUGUGGCCAGCCACUCUAUGUAUCCAAAGCACUCCAGAAAGCCAAAAUAGUGGUGAAUGAAGAUGGAACAAAAGCAGCAGCUGCCACUACUGCCAUUUUGCUGGCUCGGUCCUCUCCACCUUGGGUUUCAGUGGACAGACCUUUCCUCUUCCUCGUCCGACAUAACCCAACAGGUACUGUUCUCUUUAUGGGCCAGAUCAACCAGCCUUGAGUCCAGCCAUCACUGGCCAGUCCCUGGUAGUGUCGUAGGCCAGCACAGGAAAUGCUUAUACACUGCCAUGCAUGAACACAUGAACACACAUCCACACCAACACACACACACUUUGCUGUAGACUUAUGUACAAUGUGGACAUAUGAUAUUAUUUGUUUUAAGUAUUGCUUUUUAUGUUACCCAUUUCCUGUAAUGCAUAACAUGCUUUAUAAAAUGUUUUGCAGACUAAAUUUUCCAGCUGUUUUAAUUUUUUGUACUUUUUUGAAUUUAUUAUGUUUUUAAAAGACUUUGAAUGUCGAUUGUGUAUUUUCUGAACUCUGGAGUGGGAUAAUCAGUUUAUUUAUCAUGUCACUUUUUCAGUUUAAACGUUCUCCAUCUCGAGUCGUGCCACUCCAGUCUUUCUUCAGUUUCUUCAAAUUAUGACAAUGUACAUCCCAUCUUGAAUGCCUUGCAUUCAGCUGUUUUAAGAUGAUUGUUUCCCUCACUGAGGAGGUCUUCUGUUGUCAUAUUUGCUGCAUGUUUGAUAAAAUAAAUACACAUAUUUAUAACAUCAA